Molecule: messenger RNA, 1068 nt
Organism: Austrofundulus limnaeus
Lineage: Eukaryota; Metazoa; Chordata; Actinopteri; Cyprinodontiformes; Rivulidae
Product: snRNA-activating protein complex subunit 1
Exons: 1
Coding region: 1-1068 (355 amino acids)
Biological process (GO): snRNA transcription by RNA polymerase II; snRNA transcription by RNA polymerase III
Cellular component (GO): snRNA-activating protein complex
Molecular function (GO): sequence-specific DNA binding
Source: RefSeq, a predicted model, not a curated record
AUGCCUCGAGUUCCGUCCGUUUACUCGGACUUCUUCUACGGUCCGCUGACCGAGGACGUGGAGGACCUGCUGGUCCGCUUCGAGCGCACGGGCUCGGUCCGGUUCGGGGAGUUCUCGUCCAUCUGGAGGGCCACGAGCUUCUCGGAGGUCUUCCUCGGCCUCGGCGGCAGCGGGGACUCCAGGAGGUUCUCCGGGAUCAGCCUGGCCACCGCCGCGAGGUUCUUCCUGCCCCCCUACAGCUACCAGGUCCGGGUGGGGGGUCUGUACCUGAUGUUUGGCUUCUACCACGCCCAGCUGUUUGAUCCMCCUGUGAAGAUCCGGCUGGCCCUGAAGGACUGGGACCACGUGCAGAACUUCCUCAGGGACUCCAUGAAGGCACGGCACUAUGACGUCAUCUACAUCUACCGGAAGCUCCUCGCGGCCCAGGCCUUCCACUUCACAGCCAUGCCUCAYGUCCUGGCCUUCAUGAAGCAGCAGAACCCCCAAACCCAGGAGGUCCACCAGGAGGGUCUGAGCAGGGCCACCGUAGUCCAGGACCUCGUGACCCCGGAUCUCCUGGACGAGAUGAGUAGCAUCCAGAGCCACUACGAGAAGCUGAAGGAGGCCACAGAGGAGGUCAGGUCCAGGGUCUCCGUGAUCCACCGGGACUUCAGCUCCUGUCUGAAGGACUGCGUGUCCGASUUCAUCACCUGGCAGCAGAGGACCUCCACCUCCGAGACCAGGAGGGACAAGGAGGUCCACGAGCGGGACGCCGAGGACAGGGAGUCCAGCAGCMGAGCCAGGCUCCUGUCCUCCAUCAAGAACAAGAGCUACAAGAACUUCCAGGARGCGCCCAAGUCCAGGAGGCACCGUAAGCUGGAGGCGGUGGACUCGUCCUCCUCUGCGGUCCCUCUGGUCCAGGAGGCCAGGACUUCACAGAAGAGGAGGCCCGUGUCUCUGAGGGCCCGGACCCAGAAGAGACUGGAGGUGACGGAGGAGAGGAGUGCUGUCCAGACCUGGCUCCUGAGCGCYCCUGAGGAGACGCAAGGGGUCCCGAUGAAGAGGACCAACCCAGGAUCCAGGACCUGA